Messenger RNA from Cheilinus undulatus (humphead wrasse), 2015 nucleotides. It is a transcript of the gene col10a1a, whose product is annotated as collagen, type X, alpha 1a. The record is from RefSeq and is a predicted model, not a curated record. The coding region runs from base 54 to 2015 and encodes 653 amino acids. Gene Ontology annotation, molecular function: protein binding. The transcript is spliced from 2 exons. Lineage: Eukaryota; Metazoa; Chordata; Actinopteri; Labriformes; Labridae.
AGUGGUUUUGCUGACUUUCUCCUCGUUUUCUCCUGCAGGUUUGACUUUGUAAGAUGGACAUACGAGUAGCAAGCAUCCUCCUCCUCGUGGUGGCCUCCGCAGCAGCCCAUGGGAAAGGCUAUGUGGUGAAGAAGAUGGUAAAGGCCCCUCAGUACCAGCCCUACUCUGUGAAGAGCCACGUUGUGUCAGUGGCAGGUGAGCCUGGUCCUCCAGGUGAGCCCGGCCCUGAGGGACCUGCUGGCCCACCUGGCGCCCCAGGUGAAGAUGCUGUAGGCCUCCCCGGACCUCAAGGACCCCCUGGUUCUCCAGGAGCACCUGGCCGCUCCAUUGCUGGCAAACCUGGAUCUCCUGGUGGACCUGGAAAACCUGGCAGUGAUGGCGCACCUGGUGAGAAGGGAGACACUGGAGCCACUGGCCCUCAGGGACCUCAGGGACCUCGUGGAGCUCCUGGUAGCUCGGGACCUGCUGGACUUUCUGCCACUGGCAAGCCUGGACCUUCUGGUCUGCCUGGAGCAAUGGGACCCAGAGGAGAGCCUGGUCUGAAAGGACACCCAGGUGUCCCUGGACUUCCUGGUCCUAAAGGCGACACAGGUGUGGGAGCUCCUGGACCUCAGGGUGCAACCGGACCUGUAGGAGCCAUGGGCCCAACUGGAGCACCAGGUGAGCCUGGAGUUGGAAAGCCAGGUAAACCAGGUAUGCCCGGUGAGCCAGGAAAGGGAGGUAGCCCAGGUAGAGAUGGUGCCACAGGCCCCAUGGGACCAAUGGGACCCAAGGGACAUACUGGUGCCCCAGGUGUAGGUGUUCCAGGUAAACCAGGUGAAAAUGGUGCCCCAGGUAUGCCCGGACCAGUCGGUCCUAAAGGUCACAUGGGACCAGCUGGAGGCCCUGGUGCUCCUGGAGUCCCCGGAUAUGGAAAGCCAGGUGUUAAUGGAGAGAAGGGAGAGAGGGGUCCUACAGGUGCAACAGGUGCCACAGGUCCAAAGGGAGAGCAAGGUCCAACAGGAUAUACUGGUGCUACAGGUGCAACUGGCCCCACUGGUCCUGCUGGACCUCAGGGUCCAAGAGGUUUCACAGGUGAAGCCGGCCCUGCUGGCCCUAAAGGUGACACAGGCCCAACUGGCGCUCAGGGACCUAAAGGAAACAAGGGAGAUCAGGGAGCUCAGGGUUUUGCGGGUAAACAGGGUUAUCCAGGUGCAGCUGGUCCUCCCGGACCCAGAGGUGCUACUGGACCACAAGGUGACAAGGGAAAUGUUGGUGCUCCUGGUACCCCAGGUGCCCCAGGUAUUCCAGGCCCUGCUGGACCCAAGGGUCAUACUGGCCGUGCUGGUGAGCCAGGUGCUGCUGGUGCUGAUGGUGCUCCAGGUCCCAGAGGACCUGCUGGGGCUCAAGGUGCUGCUGGUGCUACUGGUCCAAAGGGACACCCAGGUCUUCCUGGUGCACCUGGACCCGCUGGUUUGGCAGCUAAGGGUGUUCCCGGCCCUCAGGGUCCCCCUGGUAUGCCUGGUGAGCCUGGUGCUGAUGGAGCAGAGGGCCCAGCUGGUCCUCCCGGCCCCCCUGGUCCUCCUGGUGAGGUUGUGUUUGAGAAGGGGAAGGGUAUGGCUGAGGUUAUGGUUAAGUCCCCCAUGUCUGCCUUCACUGCCUCCCUGGCCACUCCAUACCCUGCUGCUGGCAGCCCCAUCAAGUUUGACCAGAUUGUGUACAAUGCUGAGAAUCACUAUGACCCUGAGACCGGCAUCUUCACCUGCCAGAUCCCUGGAGUUUACUACUUCUCCUACAGCAUCCAUGUGAAUGGAGCUCAUGCCCUGGUGGCUCUGUACAAGAAUGGCCAGCCUGUUAUGUUCACUUAUGAUGAGUACAACAAGGGCUUCCUGGACCAGAUGUCUGGUAGCGCCGUCCUCUUGCUCGAUGAGCAGGACACAGUCUACGUCCAGAUCCCAGAUGAUGAGGCCAAUGGUGUCUUUGCUGCUGAGAAUGUCCACUGCUCUUUCUCUGGCUUCCUUAUUGCUUCGACGUGA